Molecule: messenger RNA, 606 nt
Organism: Dothidotthia symphoricarpi CBS 119687
Lineage: Eukaryota; Fungi; Ascomycota; Dothideomycetes; Pleosporales; Dothidotthiaceae
Exons: 2
Coding region: 1-606 (201 amino acids)
Source: RefSeq, a predicted model, not a curated record
AUGGAAGCUGAUCAGCUUUCAAAAAUUAUUCAGCAUGAGCUCUACCAACAACAAACAGAUAAUCUUACGCAGUACAUUGUGAGCAGCCCAGAAGAAAACGAGACAGUCAUUUGCAUAUGCAUCACCAACUCAACUGGUGCAUCUCAAGGAUUCGUGGUUCACAAGAGUGUCGUUCUGGCUUCCAAUGUUCUUUGUAAUGGUCUCAACUCCCGGAUGAAUCCUGAACACCCUCUUAUCCGCGUACAAUGGCAUGGCACGCUCGAUGUCUUCGACAUAUAUCAUGCAUGGCUCUACUCACACAAAGCGCUCACCUCCGCUGAGCUCAAGAGCAAGCAACCGCCGACCGUUUCAACCAAGUCUGACUACACCGACUUGAUCUGCUGCUGGGGCAUGGGUCAGACGCUGAGGGAUGAGACAUAUCAAGAUAUGGUCAUGAGUUCCAUCAUCAACCGCUUACAGCGAUGGACUAGCUCACUACCACCGCCGUUCAUAUACGCCCAGACGGCUAGUACAGUGGUGGGUAUUUAUCGGGAGACGACAGCAGAUGCUUCCUUGAGGAAGCUAAUCGUUGAUGCGGUUGCAAGAUCCGGGACUGUGGUUGAUUAA